This is a messenger RNA of Pristis pectinata (smalltooth sawfish), 3230 nucleotides long. RefSeq names its product metal transporter CNNM3. Gene Ontology annotation, cellular component: plasma membrane. The record is from RefSeq and is a predicted model, not a curated record. Gene Ontology annotation, molecular function: transmembrane transporter activity. Lineage: Eukaryota; Metazoa; Chordata; Chondrichthyes; Rhinopristiformes; Pristidae. Gene Ontology annotation, biological process: transport; magnesium ion homeostasis. The coding region runs from base 13 to 2223 and encodes 736 amino acids. The transcript is spliced from 8 exons.
GGCAGCCUCAAGAUGGCGCUGGGAGCGCGGAGCCUGUUGGUGCUGGGCGCCCUGUGGGGCUCGGCGGUGGGGCAGGCGAGCCCGGGGGAGCCCGAGGUCCGCGGCGCCAGGCUGGAGAGCGGCGCGGGACACGUGUACAUGGAAGCUGGGGUGAUCAAAGCCAGUCCCGGGGCCCGCUUCCACCUGAGGGUCUUCGGCUCGGACCUGCGGCGGGCCGUGUGGCCUUGGCUGGGCUUCAGCCGCCGCCUGACCUGCGACAACGGCAGCCUGGAGAGCGGCUGGCUGCGGCUGGUGGUGGAGGAGAAGCCGGCCAACGGCUCGGCCCUGGUCAGUGUGCAGGCCGGCCAGGCCAGCGCCGCCGGUGUGUACUACCUGUGUGCCCAGGGCUCAGGAGGACUGUGGACGGCCCUCGGGGACUGGAAGACGCCGCUGGAGAUUCAGCCCCAGGCCGGCGCUGGCAUUCUGGCCGUGUGGGGCCAGAUCCUGCUGCUGGUCCUACUGCUGUUCUCCUCGGCCCUUUUUAACCUACUUCACCUCAGCGUCCUGUGGCUGGACCCUCUGGAGCUGCACAUCAUCCGCCACUGCGGCUCUGAGAGGGAGAAGAGAAGUGCGAAGUCCCUGGAGCCCAUCAGGAAAAGGGGCAAUUUGGUUCUCUCUUCUCUGGUCCUGGGCAGUGUCUUGGCCAACUCGGCCCUGGGUGUCUUAUUCUACCAGGCAUUUGAUGCCAUCCUGCCUGCUAUAUUUGUCUGUGCAGCUCUGAUGUUCCUGAUCUGUGAGAUCCUUCCCUAUACCAUUUGCUCGCGAUAUGGUUUUGCCAUUGCUUCCAGGACCACCUGGCUGACUUGCCUCUUCAUAAUCAUCACCUUCCCCAUUUCCUUGCCAGUGGCCCUGGUGCUUGACUUAGCUUUGCGCCAGGAUAUCAGCACCUGCUAUGUCCGAGAAAAGAUCCUGGAUAUGCUGAGAUCCAGUGACCCAUACAGGGAGUUUGUUAAGGAAGAGUUCAGUAGAGGAGCAUUAAGGACUAAAGUGGUGGAGGACAUCAUGACCAACCUGAAAGAUUGUUUCAUGCUCAGUGCUGGAGCUGUACUAGAUUUCAAUACCAUGUCUGAAAUCAUGCAGUGUGGUUAUACUCGAAUCCCAGUGUAUGAAGAGGAGAGAUCCAACAUUGUAGACAUUGUAUAUGUGAAGGAUCUGGCAAUGGUGGACCCUGAGGACUGCACACCUUUGAACACUAUCACCAAAUUCUACAACCACCCUUUGCAUUUUGUAUUUAAUGACACCAAGUUGGAUGCAGUCCUGGAAGAGUUUAAGAAAGGCAAAUCACACAUGGCUAUGGUCCAGAAAGUGAACAAUGAGGGGGACGGUGAUCCUUUCUACGAGGUGAUGGGUUUAGUGACGCUUGGAGAUGUUAUCGAAGAAAUCAUCAAAUCGGAAAUCCUUGACGAGUCAGAUGAUACAGAAAUCAAAGUGAAGAAAAAACCUGCUCCAGCCGGCUUUCCUAUUGAGCGCAAGAAAGAAGACUUUUCUUUUUUUAAGGUGCCUGAUAUCGACCUAAAGGUCAAGAUUUCACCUCAGCUUUUAUUAGCAACUCAACGCUUCUUAUCCAGAGAGGUGGAGCUGUUCAGCCCCUCGAGGGUCUCUGAGCGAGUUCUUCUUCAUCUACUCAAGCAUCCCAGUGUCAACCAGGAGGUGAAAUUUGAUGAAAAUGAUAAACUGGCUCCAGAACACUACCUGUACCAACGAAAUCAGCCAGUUGACUAUUUCAUUCUUGUGUUGCAGGGGCGAGUGGAGGUGGAAAUUGGCAAGGAGGGUCUGAAGUUUGAAAACGGAGCCUUCACUUAUUAUGGUGUCUCUGCACUAACUGUCCCUUCAUCUGUUCACCAAUCACCAGCCACUAACGUUAAGUGGAGUCAACGAGACCCAUUCUCCAGGGACCUUUUGGAAGCUGGGGAGAAUGCAAGCCUAUCCAUGUACUGCCCUGACUACACUGUAAGAGCACUUAAUGACCUACAGGUUCUAAAGGUUACCCGACUGCAGUAUUUAAAUGCACUUAUGGCCUCAAAAAUACAGAAUUCUUCGCCAUCACCGGAGACCUUUGAAUUGAAGGUGAUGCCCACCAGCCAGGCGAAGUUGCUCAAUAAGCAGAAUUCUUCCACAUGCACUAGCAGAAGUAAAUCGCAAACUAGCGAGGAAGACAGCCCAGAGAGGAAUGCUGGCGUCUAGUGAAGGAAAGCAACUGAGGGUGCUUGUGUUCUCUGUGCCCAAAGCCACACCACUUCAGUAAGCUGCGAACGUACUGUGUUAGCGCUGGCUGGAGCUAGUGCCAUCCAUUUUGUUGGAAAGACUGUGUGCAUUUGCUCUUGCAAUGCAGGGUUGGGGAGAAAGAAGAGGACUUAUUUUUGUAGAUAUUGUGCACAGUGAAAAGACAGUGGAGUGUGUUAUGCUUAAAAAAAAAAACUAACAGUGACUUAUUCCUCAAAUAGAACUGGUAUCUGUGAUUUUUAGACUUCAAGAUUAUAAUUGUUAUUAAUCUAUUGCAUAUAAUGGAUAAAAAGUUUCGUCUUGACUUUUGUACCCAUGGUCUACGGGUUCUUAUGCAGUUACUUGAAGACUACAGAAUGAAGAUCUGUUCCAGCAAUAACAAAAUUAAAUACAUCACUUUUUUUUUUAAUGUUACAAUGGUCAUAUCAUGGUAAAACCUAGAUUUGUAAAUGACUCGAGUUCCUUGUCAUUAGUUUGCAAGCCUUUCAACUCCCACAGUGGGUCUGCUUAAGAAGAGAGAAGCACCAUUAACAGCCUUGGUUCCAAAGUGCUUCAUAGUCAGUUAAGUACUUUUGAAGUGAAAUUACUGGUGUAGAGUGGGGAAAAUGCAGUAGCAUUGUGACUUUGCUUAGGAAGCUUGUAGAUUGAGGGGUAACUAAUGGUAUGGAUGCUAGGAAGAAGUACUGUGAUCUUAUUCUGGUCCCAUAGGAUCUUUUUAAAAAGAUAAAGCCUCGAGUUAACUCCUCAUCUGAAAGGGGAUCCGCUCAUUCUGCGACACUGUUCUGGGAGUGCUAGCGUAGAUUGUGUGCAAAAUGGGUGGUAGCUGAUGUAAUUUCAUUGGUGUGAAACCAAAUAAUACAAGAAGGAUCAGCUUCGGCAAUAAUGAUGUAUAAUUGAUUUAAGAAUACAUGAAUUAAAAGUGGGAGUAAGCUAUGUCGUCCUCUUCAGCUUUCCCCACCAUCCAAUAA